AUUUUUCAAAAGGUCAUUCGAUCAAGAGAGUGGGAAGAAUGAGGUGCCUCUUCUUUAUCACUUUUCUCGUGCUCCUUCACAAUACAAUGGGUUGCAACGAUCUCAUCCAUCUCUCCUGCAAGAAAGCUGCAGCUAGUGAUCCCAAUUUGAGCUACAACUUCUGUGUUUCAAGCCUUGAGGCCAUCCCCAAAAGCCAUGGAGCAGACCUUGAGCAACUUGUGGCCCUUACACUUAACCUCACCAUAUCCAACGCAACCAGCAUCAAUUCCACCAUUUCGAAGCUUUUACUCGAUAAAAAAUUCGACAAGUAUGCAAAGGAGUGCUUGCAAGACUGCUUAGAGCUGUAUUCGGAUGCCGUUCCUACCCUACAAGAGGCGGUUGGUGCCUUUAAGGCCAAGGAUUAUGGUAAAGCUAACAUAGAAAUCAGUGCUGCCAUGGAUGCAUCUAGCACUUGUGAAGACGGAUUCAUGGAGAAGAAAGGUGAAGUUUAUCCAUUAAAAAGGGAAAAUGAUAACUUCAGCCAAUUGAACGUCAUCUCUCUUGCUUUUAUGAACACAUUAGGUCAUUAGCUCUGGAUAAAUAAGCUAAGCUCGUUAAUGGUAUAAUUUAUUCUUCUUCUUCUUUUAAUUAGUUACUAGCCUCUUAACACACGCUAACGCGUGUGUCAAUUAGCUUUUUCUUUUUGUUAAUAUUUAUGUAAUAUUAAUAUGAUUUUUUGAAACUGCAA
This is a messenger RNA of Rosa chinensis, 727 nucleotides long. Its product is annotated as putative invertase inhibitor. The transcript has a single exon. The coding region runs from base 39 to 569 and encodes 176 amino acids. The record is from RefSeq and is a predicted model, not a curated record. Lineage: Eukaryota; Viridiplantae; Streptophyta; Magnoliopsida; Rosales; Rosaceae. Gene Ontology annotation, molecular function: enzyme inhibitor activity.